AUGUGGCGCGAAUGGAAAUACAGAUACAAUUUGCUCUCCAAAAGAAGGAGAGGUUUGGAAAAAUGGAACUUGGUACCCAAUCAUUUGGAAUUCAAUACAUUGCCUGACAUCGAUGUCGCAAAAGGAACUAUCCAUGUACUUGUAGACAAUAGCUGGAGGCUGGACCCUUCAGCACAAACUUACGAAAGUAUAAUUUAUAUCGUAUCUAGCGGUGUAAAUCCACAAGACGAGAUGUACAACCGGAAUUCGGAUUUUCCUGCGCCAGUCAGUAACUUUGUCGAACGUAAAUAUUAG
Mycotypha africana is the source of this 294-nucleotide messenger RNA. RefSeq lists its product as uncharacterized. The record is from RefSeq and is a predicted model, not a curated record. The coding region runs from base 1 to 294 and encodes 97 amino acids. Lineage: Eukaryota; Fungi; Mucoromycota; Mucoromycetes; Mucorales; Mycotyphaceae. The transcript is spliced from 2 exons.